GAAAUUAAGCUUGGUGGGUCUGGUUGAGAAAUCUUUUAUCCUUUUGUCAGGAAAUCCGACUUAUUGAUUAUGAGAAAAUGGUGGAUCACAGAGGAAUCCGGGUUGUGGCGUUCGGACAGUGGGCCGGUGUGGCAGGGAUGAUCAACAUUUUGCACGGAAUGGGUUUAAGGCUCCUUGCUUUGGGACAUCACACACCUUUUAUGCACAUUGGCAUGGCUCAUAACUAUAGGAACAGCAGCCAGGCUGUGCAAGCUGUCCGUGAUGCUGGCUAUGAAAUAUCUCUGGGUUUGAUGCCCAAGUCGAUAGGGCCCCUAACAUUUGUGUUCACAGGGACUGGUAAUGUAUCGAAGGGGGCCCAAGAAAUCUUCAAUGAACUGCCCUGUGAAUACGUAGAACCACAUGAAUUAAAAGAGGUUUCCCAAACUGGAGACCUGAGGAAAGUGUAUGGAACGGUGAUAAGUCGCCAUCAUCACCUCGUCAGGAAGACAGAUGGUGUAUAUGACCCUGUGGAAUAUGACAAAUACCCUGAGCGCUACAGAAGUCGUUUUAAUACCGAUAUUGCACCCUUCACAUCUUGCCUUGUUAACGGAAUCUAUUGGGAACAAAACAGCCCGCGUCUACUCACCCGCCAAGAUCUUCGGAGUCUCCUGGCUCCAGGCAAGUCCCCUGUUGGUGGUGUGGAAGGCUGCCCUGCAUUGUCACACAAACUUGUAGCGAUAUGUGACAUUUCUGCAGACCCAGGAGGAUCUAUAGAGUUUAUGACUGAGUGCACGACAAUAGAGCAUCCCUUCUGCAUGUAUGAUGCAGACCAGCAUAUGCUUCAUGACAGUGUUGAAGGUUCUGGGAUUCUGAUGUGUUCCAUUGACAAUUUGCCCGCGCAGCUUCCAAAAGAAGCUACAGAGUGCUUUGGCGACAUGCUUUAUCCUUAUGUUGAAGAAAUGAUAUUAUCAGAUGCAACACAGCCUCUUGAAAGUCAGAAUUUUUCUCCUGUGGUGAGAGAUGCAGUGAUUACAUCCAACGGUAUUUUGACUGAUAAGUAUAAAUAUAUCCAGAAACUCCGAGAGAGCAGGGAACGUGCUCAGUCACUUUCAAUGGGCACCAAGAGAAAGGUCUUGGUCCUUGGAACUGGUUAUGUAUCUGAGCCUGUAUUGGAAUACCUGUCAAGAGAUAACAACAUAGAAAUAACAGUAGGCUCUGACCUAAGGAAUCAAAUUGAGCAGUUAGGCAAGAAAUAUAAUAUCAAUCCUGUUAUCAUGGACAUCAGUAAACAGGAAGAGAAGUUGGCCUCCUUGGUGGCAAAACAGCAUCUUGUCAUCAGCUUGUUGCCUUACGUAUUGCAUCCUCUUGUGGCCAAGGCAUGCAUCAAAAGCAAAGUUAACAUGGUCACGGCAAGCUACAUCACACCAGCACUAAAGGAAUUAGAAAAGAGUGUGGACGAUGCUGGCAUCACAGUCAUUGGUGAACUGGGAUUGGACCCUGGUCUUGAUCACAUGCUGGCAAUGGAAACGAUAGAUAAGGCCAAAGAAGUGGGAGCCACAAUCGAGUCUUACAUUUCCUACUGUGGUGGGCUUCCAGCCCCCGAACAUUCAGACAAUCCUUUGAGGUACAAGUUCAGCUGGAGUCCCGUGGGGGUUUUGAUGAACAUAAUGCAGUCCGCCACCUACCUGCUCAAUGGAAAGGUGGUGAAUGCCGAAGGGGGCGUCGCCUUUCUGGACGCGGUGACUCCCAUGGAUUACUACCCCGGGUUAAAUUUGGAAGGCUAUCCUAACAGAGACAGCACCAAAUACGCUGAAAUUUAUGGCAUUUCGUCUGCUCACACUUUGUUGCGGGGGACGCUGAGAUACAAGGGAUAUGCCAAAGCCUUGAACGGACUGGUGAAACUGGGUCUUAUAAACAGAGACGCCUUUCCCGCGCUUCGACCCGAGGCCAAGCCUCUCACCUGGAAAGAGCUCCUGUGUGAUCUAGUUGGGAUUCCGCCCUCCUCCACGCAGGACGCGCUUAAGGAAGCUGUCUUGAAGAAGCUAGGGGGAGACAGCACCCAGCUGGAGGCUGCUGAACGGUUGGGCUUACUUGGGGAUGAACAAGUCCCUCGGGCAGAGUCUGUUGUGGAUGCACUUUCCAAGUAUUUGGCCAUGAAACUUUCCUACGGUCCUGGAGAGAAAGAUAUGAUUGUGAUGAGAGACAGCUUUGGAAUCAGACAUCCUUCUGGGCAUUUAGAAAAUAAAACUAUUGAUCUUGUGGUUUAUGGAGACAUCAAUGGCUUUUCAGCCAUGGCUAAAACUGUGGGGUUCCCCACCGCGAUGGCAGCCAAGAUGUUGCUAGAUGGUGAAAUUCAUGCUAAAGGCCUAAUUGGACCCUUUUCAAAGGAGAUCUAUGGACCAAUAUUGGAGCGAAUUAAAGCAGAAGGCAUCAUCUAUACAACACAGAGCACAAUCAAACCUUAAUUGAGAAUUAUAUUUUACUUUUAUCUUCCCAAGCAAUACAGCUCUGAACAUUUGUGCAACAAACAUGUUUGCUACAGUACUAUUUUACAUAUAUUUUGAUUGUCAUUACAAUGAUGUUUUUGAAAUAUAAAUCUCUAUUUUCUUAUGCAAAUAUUUGGAACAGGAUAUGCCAGUAAUUACCAGAGAACUUUAAUAAUUCUAUCAUGUAUUUUUUCACAUGUGUGUAAAAGUGAUGAUGAUUGUAUUAUUUGUUAAUUUAUUGUGCAACUGUUUUCCUACAAGAAUAUAUUUUCCUAUAUUCAGCAGACGAAGUUUCAUCUUUUUAGAUAGAAAAUAUUUCCUCAACAUCACAGAAAUGCAAAGGAUCCUAAAAGACUACUACAAUGAUAUGCCAACAAAUUGAAAAACCUAGAAAAAAUGGAUAAAUUUUUGGAAACAUACACCUUUCAAGACUGAGUCAUGAAGAAAUAGAAAAUCUGAGUAGACCAAUUAUAGGUAAUAAAAUUGAAUCAGUAAAUUAAAAACUUCCCCCAAAGUCCAGGAUCUGAUGACUUCCCAGGUGAAUUCUACCAAACAUUUAAGAAGCAUUAACACUUAUCUUUCUCAAAUCAUUCCAAGAAAUUGGAGAGGAAGGAACACUUCCAAACUCAUAGGAAUAGAUUGAGAGUCCAGAAAUAACUCUCACAUUCAUGGUCAAUAGAUUAUUGAAAAGGUUACUAAGACAAUUUACUAGAGAAAAAUAGUGUUUUUAUAUAUUGGUGCUGGAACAACUGAAUAGCUACAUGCUUAGAAAUGAAGUUGGACCCUUACCUCACAGCACAUAUAAAAAUUAAGUCAAAGCGAACCAAGGGCCUAAAUAUAAGAGCAAACACAAUAAAACUAUUAGGAAAAAUUAUAGGCAUAAAUUUUCAUGACCUUGGUUUUUUUAUGGCAAUAAUUUCUUAAAUAAAUGAAACCAAAAGCACAAGAAACAAAAGGAAAAGAAAAUUGGACAUCAUCAGAAUAAAAAAACCUUUGUGCUUCCAAGGGUACCAUUGAAAAAGCAAAAUGACAAUUCACAGAAUGAAAGAAAAUGUUUGCAAAUCAUAUAUCAGGUCAGGGAGGAACUUGUAUUUAGAAUACAUAAAGAACUACUAUAACCCAAUAAAAAGACAAAGAUCCCAAAGUAAAGAAAUGGACAAAGGAUCUGAAUUGACAGUUCUCCAAAGAUAAACAAAAGGCUAUCAGCACAUA
Myotis davidii is the source of this 3677-nucleotide messenger RNA. It is a transcript of the gene AASS, whose product is annotated as aminoadipate-semialdehyde synthase. Gene Ontology annotation, molecular function: saccharopine dehydrogenase activity. Gene Ontology annotation, cellular component: cytoplasm. Lineage: Eukaryota; Metazoa; Chordata; Mammalia; Chiroptera; Vespertilionidae. Bases 78 to 2444 code for a protein of 788 amino acids. The record is from RefSeq and is a predicted model, not a curated record. The transcript has 21 exons.